Messenger RNA from Drosophila elegans, 1123 nucleotides. RefSeq names its product fork head domain-containing protein FD5 (gene fd96Cb). Gene Ontology annotation, biological process: cell differentiation; anatomical structure morphogenesis; regulation of transcription by RNA polymerase II. The record is from RefSeq and is a predicted model, not a curated record. Gene Ontology annotation, molecular function: DNA-binding transcription factor activity, RNA polymerase II-specific; RNA polymerase II cis-regulatory region sequence-specific DNA binding. NCBI's taxonomy places the organism in Eukaryota, Metazoa, Arthropoda, Insecta, Diptera, Drosophilidae. The coding region runs from base 120 to 926 and encodes 268 amino acids. The transcript has a single exon.
CCGCCGAGAAAACAUCGCUCUCUAAAAGUAUACAAAAAAAAAAAAAAAAAAAAAAAGGGAUUGUGCGGACGGACUGUUUAAACUGGACUGUGUGAAAUUUUAAACGACUUGAAUUCGCAAUGCCACGCCCACUGAAAAUGACUUACGGUGAUCAGAAGCCCCCAUACUCGUACAUAUCAUUAACGGCCAUGGCCAUUAUACAUUCGCCGCAAAGAUUGCUGCCGCUCAGUGAGAUAUAUCGAUUUAUUAUGGAGCAGUUCCCCUAUUACCGGAAAAACACCCAAAAAUGGCAGAACUCGUUGCGGCAUAAUUUGAGUUUCAACGAUUGUUUCAUCAAAGUGCCACGGAAUGUGACAAAAGCCGGAAAGGGAUCGUAUUGGACGCUCCAUCCCAUGGCCUUUGAUAUGUUCGAAAAUGGUAGUCUGCUGAGGCGACGCAAGCGUUUCCGUGUCAAACAGCUGGAGAAGGAUAUAUCGAAUUGGAAAUUAGCCGCCGCCAAUACAGAGAUGGUCAAUCACUAUCUGGACGACCAAUUGACACAGAUGGCUUUUGCCGAUCCUUCUAGGAUUGCCGGUCAUAUACCCCCUAGCAACUAUGAUCUGGGAAAUACUUCAUCUGCUGCCCAAAUUCCUACCUAUAAGGCUGUUCCGACGACUGUAACCCAACUUCCAGUCCGUCCAAAACGUGCUUUCACCAUCGAAAGUCUCAUAGCUCCGGAUCCGGAAGGAUUAGCGCAUAUGGAUUACGGAAGUCCCUCGGAAGCAAAAAAGCCGCCGCCCCUCAACUUGCCAUUUAAUUUUAACGACCUCGCCGCGCAGUAUCACCUGUACUUUCCAGGUUUUUUAUACAACAGCCAAUAUGGCAAUAUACCUUGCUACCAGAAAACACCGCCGCUUUUUCAUAAUGGCCCGUUGCCGGUCUUUUGAUACGAAAAGUGUUACCCAUAGUUAUGCCUAGAGCUGAAAAAACGCUAUGUCUAAAAAACAAUACUCAUUAGUGGUCCUAUUAUUAUAAAUUUAUGUUAUUUACUUGUGUACUCAUUUUAUUUAAACAACAAAACUCUAUUGUAACCCGUUGAAUUUAGAAGAUCUCUAAAGUCAAUAAAGAACUGCCCAUACCGUAA